CCCAAUCCAGUGUGAAGGGAAGCUCAUGGCUGACGUCCAUGCAAACGACGUGAGCAAUUGCGUUUUGUCAUGCAGUCAAAUUAGGGUUUCAGACAAAGGUGGUGCAACAGUUGAUGAGUUGAUGAAGGAGCAGGACUUUUUGUUUCAGUUCUGGGUUGAUCUACCCAAUUUAGGAACGAGUCGGGAAAUUCUCAGGCACAUAGCGAUACAACACUUUCGCGUAAGGUAAAUUAGAGUUGGGUUCUUGUGUGUGAGAGGCAUGGCACCGAAGAAGAAGAAGGGAGAAGGGAAGAAAGCGGGGAGGCGGAAGGAGAAAGGAUUCAAGGGACCUGGUAAAAUUCUGGCCUACCACGAUGAAGAGUAUUGGAAUAGCCGCUACGCUAACCAGCCGGAGCCAUUCGACUGGUAUCAAUCUUACAAAGAGUUGAAAGGGUUGUUUGAAAUGUAUCUCCCCAAGGACAACAAGAUCCUGAAUGCUGGAUGCGGUAAUGGAAUGUUGGGGGAGGACAUGGUGAGAGAUGGCUACUUGGAUGUUGUAAAUGUGGACAACUCGAGCACGUGCUUUGAUCAGCUGAAUUUGAGAUACAAGGGAAACAAGGACAUACCAUCUGCGUUUACAUGGUUUCGGCAGGACAUGAAAGAUUUGAAGAUGUUCAAGGACUUCUCAAUGGACCACGUGAUUGACAAGGGUUUUCUGGACUCUAUUUUGUGUGCAGCUGAUGCUCUCAAUCAAGUUGCUCUAGUGUUUGGUGAAAUUCGAAGGGUUCUGAAGGUCGGAGGCUUAUACAUCUUGAUUACUUACGGUGAUCCACGAACACGCAUGCCUUGGCUUAAGACUCCACUGACUCCAUGGAAAUCGAUCAUUGUCCACGUUUUCCCAAGACCUGGCUCUCCCAAAGCCUUAAAUCCUGGGCCACGACCCAUACUUGAACCAGUGUAUAUGUUGCCUGACUUAACUCUCGGACCUCAGUUCAACCUUGAUGACCCAGAUUGGCAUUAUAUCUAUGUCUGUAAAAAGGAGACGGAAGAUCUAACCAAGGCGCCUCAGCCCAGAAAGAAGAAACCUCUAAAGGCGUAGUGGCUGAAUGGCGGGAGAUGCCUCUUAAGAAAUACAUGAUUUUGGGAAUCAAAUCUCUUGAGAAACGUAGACCAUCAAAGUGGCAGCUAUGCCAUGGAUAACCUCGAUUCACCACUAGAAAGACAUUAGCAUCUAAUCUGGCCAAGGUGCAUGGAAAGGUGCAUUUCCAGUCAAACUCAACAUGCGUAGAGAGAACAUGGAUGAGCGAGAGAUGGGUCACAGUGAGGAAACUGUUGGUCCAACCUAAAGCAUUUGAAUUUUACUUGACACCAUAUCGGAUACUUACGAGAAAGUCGCUCUACAACAGACCUUGUAAGAGGGGACCCUCAUCCAAGGAAUUGAAUUCUGCAGCAAUUAAAUCCUUUCAAUAACA
Molecule: messenger RNA, 1451 nt
Organism: Physcomitrium patens
Lineage: Eukaryota; Viridiplantae; Streptophyta; Bryopsida; Funariales; Funariaceae
Molecular function (GO): S-adenosylmethionine-dependent methyltransferase activity
Source: RefSeq, a predicted model, not a curated record